Aedes albopictus (Asian tiger mosquito) is the source of this 6339-nucleotide messenger RNA. RefSeq lists its product as uncharacterized. The transcript has 2 exons. The record is from RefSeq and is a predicted model, not a curated record. Bases 1 to 6339 code for a protein of 2112 amino acids. Gene Ontology annotation, biological process: DNA integration. Gene Ontology annotation, molecular function: nucleic acid binding. Lineage: Eukaryota; Metazoa; Arthropoda; Insecta; Diptera; Culicidae.
AUGAUGCUGGUGCUCAAGAAGAAUGCCAUCAUCAAGGGCUCUUCGUACACGGCACUAGCACAAGAAGUGCUGAGCGAGAAGGUACAGAUGUGGACUCUGACGCCGGAGGCGACUCUCCAGUGUAAGAACCUGGAUGAGAUCGCCACCACGGAAGAGCUCUCUGCCGUCCUUAAUCAUCAGUGCUUGGUAGAUGCGCCGAGCUCAUCGAUCCACAUCCGGAGGGGCCCAGCAGGCACGCAGAUCGCUACGAUCAAGCUUCCAAUUGGGGUGGCGAAAAAAGCGGCUGCGAAGGGCUUGAUCGAAGUCGGCUGGUCAGAGUGUCCGCUCAGCAUCUGCGAGCCGCCAGAAGGGAUACCACUCAACUCGACUCUGAUGGCUACAGUAGAUCCCCCUCACGGAGGUGCCGGUAUGGAUCACGAUUGCAGGGCCUGCAACCUGCCCAACGAUGCCGAUUCGCAGAUGGUGCAGUGUGAUGCCUGCCAAGUCUGGUACCAUCUGAAGUGCGUCGGAGAGACUCCUGGCGUUGAGAACAGAUCGUUCAGCUGUCGUGCGUGCCUACCACCCCCUAAUGUCGGUAAGUCGAAGUCCAAGAAGACCAGAUCGCAGAAGGCCGUAAGUGAAGGCCAACUGAAGGUUCCCGUUGCGUCUGCUUCUGGAGUGACACCGAAAAAGCACCCGGAGGUUCCCAAAUGUGUUACGAACAAAGCGACAACAAUCAAAACCACUUCGUCGACUUCGCGUUCUCGAGCUCUGACUCUGCAGAGGAGGAUUGAAGCGGAGCAGCUUCUGGCGGAAAUGAAGCUGGCUGAAGCAGAAAAGCAGCUUGAAGAAGAUCGUCUAAUGCAGGAAAGACAGCGAGCUCUGCGCGAAGAAAAGAUUAGGCUGCAGGAAGAUCUAUUGCGGAAAAUGCAGGAACUAGACGAGGUCGCCGACGCUGAGAGAGCUUCCGAAUACACCAGCACCAGCGGAAUGCGGAAAGCAAGGGAAUGGUUAGCGAAGCAACGACAGGAGAACCAACAGCGAGACGACAAUGGUUCACACCGGUCAAUACCACCGUUUCUACCUUCUAAGAAGUCGGAACGUAGCUCUCAAAAGUCGGUGGGACGCGAAGGAUUCAAUGCGCAAGGUGGGUCAGAUCCCGAUACUUCCGAUGAUCCGGAAGGCCCUUCAGAAGAGCCGAACCCGCCGAAUAUGGACAGAAGAAUGUCGUUGGAGAGGUCACCAGCGAUGCAGAUUACUGGAGAAGUUGGGCCAACGGCAAAUCAAAUCGCUGUUCGACAGGUUUGGCCAAAGAAAUUGCCGAACUUUUCCGGCGAGCCAGAGGAAUGGCCAAUUUUUUAUAGCAGCUACGAAGGGGCAAAUGCGGCUUGCGGUUUCUCAGAUGUUGAGAACAUCAUCCGUCUACGAGAGUGCCUUCGAGGACCAGCGAGAGAAGCGGUCAUCUCGAAGCUCAUGUUCCCUAAGAGCGUACCAUCGAUCAUCGAGACUCUACGACGAUUGUAUGGACGACCGGAGCUGAUGGUGAAAAAUUUGCUGGGCAAGGUUCGACGGUUGGAAGCACCAAAACCUGAGCGGCUGGACACCCUGAUAAAUUUCGGCAUGACGGUGCAACAGUUGAGUGACCACUUGAUAGCAGCCGACCUUCAGAGCCACCUCGCAAACCCAACGCUGAUGGAGGAGCUAGUGGAUAAAUUACCUGCCGCGUAUAAAUUAGAAUGGGUACGAUUCAAACGGGCAUACGCAGUACCAACCUUGAAGGAAUUCGCUAUGUUCAUGGACGUUCUGGUAGCUGAUGCGAGCGAAGUCACUGUUUUGUCACAGCCGAAGAUGGACAAGACCAGGCACGAAAAAGAGAAACACAGUCAGAAAGGACAUGUCUAUGCUCACAAUGACGAUGACGUAGACAGACUCCCCUCUUCAAGAGAACCGUGUCCCAUUUUCAAUGGCCUGGACCACAGAGUGCGGAACUGCGAAAAGUUCCAGCGAAUAAGCCUUGAAUCUCGCCUCGCAGCAGUAGAGAGGUUCAAACUAUGCGAAGUGUGUUUGUUCAACCACGGUUCUAGGUGCCGGUCAAGAAUACGCUGCAACAUCGGAAAUUGCCGGGAACGUCAUAACCCGCUACUCCACCAGACCGGAACAAGAACUGCAGCCGCUUCGAGGACCGUUAAUGCUGAGUGCAACACUCAUGGUCCAGUAACUAGAUCGGUACUAUUUAAGGUGAUCCCAGUAACACUACACAACAAAGGCCGCAGUGUGGAUACGUUUGCCUUCGUUGAUGAAGGAUCCUCCAGGACGCUGGUGGAAUCGAGUUUGGCAAGGUACCUCGAACUUACUGGUGAGACAGUACCGCUGAAGCUGAUUUGGACCUCGAACGUCAGCCGUACAGAGAAGUUUUCGAAGGUAGUGGACAUUGUGAUAUCAGCGCGUGGGCAGAAAGAACGUUUCAAUCUCAAAGGAGUCCACACCGUGAGUGGGCUGAAUCUACCCAAGCAAAGUCUAUCGAUGGAAAACUUGAUUGAACGGUUCGAUCAUCUCCGUGAUCUACCUGCGCAUUCGUACAUCGACGCAGAACCUAGGAUUCUGAUAGGUUUACGGAAUUUGGAUCUGCUUACCCCACUUGAAAUCCGAGUAGGGCGACCGGGCGAACCUGUGGCUGUGAGAAGCAUGCUUGGCUGGGCAGUGUAUGGUCCAUGUGGACCUGACAGCAAUGGAAACGAUUUCGUCGGGGUUCACGACUGUAGCUGUAAAACGGAUGAGGAUUUAAAUGAAUUGAUUCGUCAACAGUUCAUUUUGGAAGAAGCAGUAGUUUGCGUUUCUCCGUUGCCCGAAUCCGCCGACGAUAAACGUGCUCGACAGAUCCUCGAGCAGACUACUCGGCGAGUUGGGGACAGAUAUGAAACGGGACUCCUAUGGAAAACCAAUGACGUUCGCUUUCCAAAUAGCUGGUACAUGGCAGUAAAACGGUUGAAAAGUCUCGAGGCGAAGCUUGCUAGGGAUCCAGAGCUGCGCGCCAACGUUCAUCAGCAGAUCCGUGAUUACGUCGAGAAACGAUACGCUCACAAGGCUUCCGAGCAGGAACUGGCAAGUGCCGAUCCGGACCGUGUAUGGUAUUUACUCAUAAACGUGGUGACAAAUCCUCGGAAACCUGCAAAGAAAAGGCUUGUGUGGGACGCGGCAGCCCAAGUGGAAGGUGUGUCACUGAACUCCCAGCUCCUAAAAGGACCGGACCUGUUGAACUCGCUUCCUUCAGUCAUUUGCGUAUUCAGGGAGAGGCCGAUUGCUUUUGGAGGCGACGUCAGAGAGAUGUUCCACCAGGUUCAAAUCAUCCCGGCAGACAAACACUCUCAGAGAUUCAUCUUUCGAUUUGAUCCUGCCCAGCCACCGCAGAUUUAUAUUAUGGAUGUCGCAACGUUUGGGGCAACAUGUUCACCUUGCUCCGUUCAACAUGUCAUGCGGGAAAAUGCCCUUGAGUGCUCUUCAGAGUUUCCCGAAGCUGCGGCCGCAAUAAUUGACAAAACCUAUAUGGACGACUACGUCGACAGUGCCAACACCAUCGAGGAAGCCAUCACAAGGUCGGUACAGGUGCGAGAAAUACAUGCGCGUGCCGGAUUUGAGAUGAGAAACUGGGUGAGUAACAGUCGCGAAGUUUUACAUGCCCUUGGAGAGGCCAAGAGCCAGGAACCGGUCGUAAUCGGAGGUGCUACGAAGGACAAUUGGGAGCGCGUUUUAGGGCUGAUAUGGAAUCCGCAAGGAGAUUUCCUUUCCUUCUCAACUCGUUUUCAUGGAGACUUGGAUCCAUACGUUUCCGAAGGUCGUCGUCCUACAAAACGAAUAGUGGCUCGCUGCGUAAUGAGUCUGUUUGAUCCAACCGGCAUGUUGGCGCCUUUCUCGAUACACGGCAAAAUGCUCAUUCAGGAUCUCUGGAGAAGUGGCACUAUGUGGGACCAGGACAUUCCCGAUGAAGAAAACGAGAAGUGGAGACGCUGGGUUCAGUUGCUUGCUGGAAUCGAACAGUUGAGAAUCCCCCGACCCUACUUUGGAAACGCGGUCCCCAAUCAUUUCCAUUCGUUGCAACUGCAUAUAUUCACAGACGCCAGCGAAUUCGCCAUGGGUUGCGCAGCGUACUUUAGGGCAGUGGAUGAUCGUGGCGUACACGUAGCCUUGGUAAUGGCGAAAAGCAAGGUAGCUCCGCUGCAACAUCAGUCAAUUCCGCGACUGGAACUACAGGCUGCGGUUAUGGGAGCGAGAAUGCUGAAAAACGUGAUGGAGUCCCACACACUCACCAUUAGCCGAAGUUUCCUGUGGACAGAUUCCAGCACCGUGUUGUCAUGGAUACGUUCAGACAAUCGCAAAUACAAGCAGUAUGUUGCACAUCGUGUGGGAGAAAUUCUCUCACACACGCAGCUGGUCGACUGGCGGUGGGUGCCCACUAAAGAAAACGUGGCAGACUGUCUGACCAAAUGGGGAAAACAUUCCGAACCCAACUCUGCUGGCAUAUGGUUGAGUGGUCCAUCAUUCCUGUACGGAACAGAAGAAACUUGGCCCCAGCAACGACAGGUACCUUCGGACGUCCAAGAAGAACUUCGGCCAUGCUAUUUGCUCCACCACAUUGCUAUUCCGCAAGAACUAAUUAAAGUUGAAAACGUUUCCAAGUGGAACGUGCUGCUUCGAACAAUGGCCAUGGUGGGCCGUUUCAUCAAUAACUGUCGACUGCGAAUAAGGAGUCAGCCGAUAGAGACCAUCAAAGCAACGAAUCAUCAGCUCAAGUGCUUGAAACGAUCCAUCCCAGCUGUCAUCGUACCUCUUCAGCAAACCGAGUACAAACGAGCCGAAAUAAGUUUGUGGCGUUUCGCGCAGGCAGACAGUUUCCCUGAUGAGGUAAAAAUACUUUUGAAGAACCGUGAUACGUCUCCCGAAGCCCUGGUGAGCAUUGAACGUACAAGCCCUUUGUACAAGCUAUCCCCAUUUGCCGAUGAAUUCGGAGUCGUACGGGUAGAAGGACGAACUGCGAACGCAGGCUACGCUCCGUUCGACUCACGAUUCCCCAUAAUCCUUCCGAAAGAUCAUUUGGUUACGUUUCGACUGCUGGACCAUUAUCACUGCCGAUACGGACACGCAAAUAAAGAAACAAUCGUCAAUGAGGUACGUCAACGAUUCUUCAUACCUAAUUUGCGAUCGGUAGUCGACAAGGUAAUGAGGGCCUGCCAGCGUUGCAAAAUAAGCAAAUGUAAACCACAGUCUCCUCGGAUGGCACCAUUGCCAGAACAACGACUGACUCCAUACGUAAGGCCAUUCUGCUACGUUGGGGUGGACUAUCUGGGCCCUUUGGAAGUCACUGUUGGACGACGCAAAGAAAAACGUUACGUGGUCGUCUUUACUUGCCUGGUGGUUAGAGCCGUCCAUCUGGAAAUAGCAUACGAUUUGUCCAGCGAUUCGUGCGUUAUGGCAAUCCGUCGGUUCGUCCGCAGGAGAGGGUCACCAGUACAAAUCUUCUCUGAUAACGGCACGAAUUUUGUCGGUGCCAACCGACACUUAACGCAACAGAUUAGAGAGAUCAACGACAGAUGCGCAAACACGUUCACUGAUGCCAAGACCAAGUGGUCGUUCAAUCCCCCGGCGAGCCCACACAUGGGUGGUGUGUGGGAGCGUAUGGUACGCAGCGUGAAGGAAACCAUGAGGGCGCUCGAUGAUGGUCGCAAACUAAAUGACGAAAUCCUGGUAACUGUACUGGCAGAAACGGAGUGGUUCAUCAACUCUAGGCCGCUUACAUACAUGCCCCAGGAAUGCGGAAAUGAUGAGGCACUCACUCCAAAUCAUUUCAUUUUUGGGAAUACGUCCGGUGCACAUGAACCGAUCAGGAGCUGUACCGACCUUGCGGCGGCGUUACGCAGUAGCUAUCAACGAAGCCAGUACUUGUCGGACGAACUGUGGAAGCGGUGGAUAAGAGAAUACUUCCCCACCAUUAAUCGUAGAUCUAAAUGGUUCGAAGACGUACGUCCUGUAAAAGUUGGAGAUUUAAUUUAUGUAGCAGAAGGGGAUCGUCGGACGUGGAUAAGGGGUAAGGUUGAAGAAGUUAUACAAGGUCGUGAUGGAAGAGUUCGACAAGCCAUCGUGAAGACGGUCAACGGGAACGGAAGACUAAAACGUCCGGUGGUCAAACUGGCAGUGAUGGAGAUUGGAGAUGGUGAACCCGGUAUCUUUCCUGACGUUCAACAUCCGGAUCCACGGGGCGGGGGAUGUUCCGGCAGCACUUACCAUACGGGAGAUUGUGAACUCAUUGUUAGCAGUGCUCCGCCGCCUGUCAGUGUCACAUCGAUAAAGUGUGUAGAUAGCGAAUGA